UCAAGUAGAAGUGUGUUUUACUUGUGAACUAAGAAAAAAAUGGCUUCCUCUAUGAUGUCCUCUUCAGCUGUGACUACAGUUAACCGCGUCUCUUCGGUACAAUCCGGCGCGGUAGCUCCAUUCGUUGGACUUAAGUCCAUGGCUGGCUUCCCAGUUACAAAGGUCAACAAAGACAUUACCUCCAUUACAAGCAAUGGCGGAAGAGUAAACUGCAUGCAGGUGUGGCCUCCUAUUGGCAAGAAGAAGUUUGAGACUCUUUCAUAUCUUCCACCAUUGACCAGAGAACAAUUGGCGAAAGAAGUUGAAUACCUUAUAAGGAAGGGAUGGGUUGCUUGCUUGGAAUUCGAGACCGAGAAAGGAUUUGUGUACCGUGAGAACCACAGUUCACCAGGAUAUUAUGACGGACGUUACUGGACAAUGUGGAAGUUGCCUUUGUUUGGAGCAACUGAUGCUUCUCAAGUGUUGAAGGAGCUUGAUGAAGUUGUUGUUGCUUACCCUAAUGCCUUUGUCCGUAUCAUCGGAUUCGACAACGUUCGUCAAGUUCAAUGCAUCAGUUUCAUUGCACACACACCUGCGGUCUACUAAAUUUGAGUGUUAAAUCACUCUCAGCUGCCAUUGGAAGAACAUCUUUUUCUCUCAAUUUGUUCUGAUUGUAAUGUCUUCCUUUGUUUUUUGGUUUUCGCUUUCGGAUUUCAAAAUGCAAAUGUAUGGAUAAGAGUUAAUAAAUGAAAUGGUACCUUUUUCAUUCUCAA
Messenger RNA from Medicago truncatula (barrel medic), 752 nucleotides. RefSeq names its product ribulose bisphosphate carboxylase small chain 3A, chloroplastic. Bases 40 to 585 code for a protein of 181 amino acids. The record is from RefSeq and is a predicted model, not a curated record. The transcript has 3 exons. Lineage: Eukaryota; Viridiplantae; Streptophyta; Magnoliopsida; Fabales; Fabaceae.